AUGGGCCAGUGUCUUUCCAGUUGCCUUGGCGGCGACAGGGGCGACGAUGUCGAUGAGAACACCCAUCUUUUAGCCCAACAGCAAUACGAUACACUGGCACAAGAAGCCAAACUCCUAAAAGAGCAGCAGCAGCGCCAGCAGGAGCUUACGGGGAUCGUCAACGAUUUGCAGGACAACUUGAUCGACGUGACGACGUUUAUGCUGAGCCUGGUUCCCGGCACUCCCAACAUCACGUUUGAGGACGAUGCCCUGGAGGCGAAGCCGUACCCGCUGUUUGCCGGCGACGACGUGGUGCAAGAGGUGGCCCACCAGGCGGCGAGCGCAGACGACGCGACCAAGGAGUGCUGCAAGAUCGAGGAGAUUCCCGAUUUGUACAUUAAAUUUUGA
This is a messenger RNA of Diutina rugosa, 387 nucleotides long. RefSeq lists its product as uncharacterized. The transcript has a single exon. Gene Ontology annotation, cellular component: membrane raft; late endosome membrane; Ragulator complex. Gene Ontology annotation, biological process: cellular response to amino acid stimulus; lysosome organization; regulation of receptor recycling. Lineage: Eukaryota; Fungi; Ascomycota; Pichiomycetes; Serinales; Debaryomycetaceae. The coding region runs from base 1 to 387 and encodes 128 amino acids. The record is from RefSeq and is a predicted model, not a curated record.